Molecule: messenger RNA, 1055 nt
Organism: Apis mellifera (honey bee)
Lineage: Eukaryota; Metazoa; Arthropoda; Insecta; Hymenoptera; Apidae
Gene: mEFTs
Product: elongation factor Ts, mitochondrial
Exons: 4
Coding region: 85-993 (302 amino acids)
Biological process (GO): mitochondrial translational elongation
Cellular component (GO): mitochondrial matrix
Molecular function (GO): translation elongation factor activity; protein binding
Source: RefSeq, a predicted model, not a curated record
UUAUAUAUUAUUAUACAGAUGGCGCCACUUUCGGAAUCAAUUUUGAUAGUUGAAUUACAUUUUCAUCUUUAAAUCGUAUACGAAAUGAUUUCACAUCAAUUUUUUCGUUCGAUACAUACAAAUUAUAUAUUAUGUUAUUCAACAAAAAAAACAUUAUUAAGCAAAUUGCGUAAGAAAACUGGAUAUGCAUUUGUAAAUUGUAAAAAGGCUCUAGAGCUAAAUAACAAUGAUAUCGAAAAGGCUGAAGAAUGGUUAAAUAAGGAAGCACAAUCUCAAGGUUGGAAUAAAGCAUUGAAAUUACAAUCCAGAAUAACUUCUGAGGGAUUAAUAGCAAUGAUCACUAACAAAAAUCAUGGAGCACUUGUCGAGAUAAAUUGUGAAACAGACUUUGUAGCAAGGAAUAAAAAAUUCCAUGAUCUAGCACAAAUUAUACUUACCACUGUGUUAAAAUAUGGAAUGACAGUUGAUCAAGAUUCAUUGGUCAAAAAAACUAUGUUAUGUACAGAAUCGAUAAAUAAACUAUGCGCCGAAGAUGGCAAAAGUUUAAGUGAUCAUUCUGCUUUAACCAUUGGGCUUAUAGGAGAAAACAUCAAUAUAAGACGUGCAUUAUGUAUGAGUGUGCAACCAGGUGUACAUCUAUAUGGUUGUACACAUCCUACUCCUGUAAAUCCAGUACCAUCAUCUUUUGGAAGAUAUGGAGCAUUGCUGGCUUUAAAAUCUGAUAAAAAAAAGGAAAUGCUGGGAAUGCAACUUUGUCAACAUGUUAUUGGUAUGAAUCCAAUAAAAGUUGGUGAUCCAACCAUUGAUGAACCUUUAGACAACGUAGAUGAUGAAACUAUUAUGCUGUAUCAAGAAUUUUUAUUUAAUCCUGCACUUUCUAUACAGCAGUUAUUACAAAAUGAACAAAUUGAAAUUUUGGAUUUUGUACGUUUUGAAAUGGGUGAAACAUUUGAAAAUAGACAAUCAUUAGAUUCUAUAGAAACUUGUGGUUAAAAUGAAUAAUAUUCAUUUAAUAUAUUUAAUAUGUAUUUUCAUUUAUAAAUUUUGUAUAUAAA